Molecule: messenger RNA, 285 nt
Organism: Kalmanozyma brasiliensis GHG001
Lineage: Eukaryota; Fungi; Basidiomycota; Ustilaginomycetes; Ustilaginales
Product: Spt4/RpoE2 zinc finger
Exons: 3
Coding region: 1-285 (94 amino acids)
Biological process (GO): chromatin organization; mRNA processing; positive regulation of DNA-templated transcription, elongation
Cellular component (GO): nucleus; DSIF complex
Molecular function (GO): RNA polymerase II complex binding; zinc ion binding
Source: RefSeq, a predicted model, not a curated record
AUGUCGGCAAGGAAGGAAAAGCUUCGAGCGUGUCUGCGCUGUCAAUUUGUUCAGUCACCAAGAGACUUUCACCUGAAAGGGUGUCCCAACUGCGAACCGGUUCUCGAGAUGCAAGGCAGUCAAGACCGAGUGGCCGAAUGCACGACGUCCAACUUUGACGGGAUGAUCUCAAUGCUGCGACCCGAGGAGAGCUGGGUCGCCAAGUGGCAGCGCAUCGAAAAGCGCUUGCCAGGCCUCUACGCAGUCAAGGUGGUCGGCAGGCUACCCGAAGGCACCGAAGCCUGA